Messenger RNA from Neodiprion virginianus, 10179 nucleotides. It is a transcript of the gene sif, whose product is annotated as protein still life, isoforms C/SIF type 2. The coding region runs from base 1271 to 7393 and encodes 2040 amino acids. Gene Ontology annotation, molecular function: protein binding; guanyl-nucleotide exchange factor activity. Lineage: Eukaryota; Metazoa; Arthropoda; Insecta; Hymenoptera; Diprionidae. The transcript has 30 exons. Gene Ontology annotation, cellular component: membrane; synapse. Gene Ontology annotation, biological process: activation of GTPase activity; small GTPase-mediated signal transduction; positive regulation of axonogenesis. The record is from RefSeq and is a predicted model, not a curated record.
UUUUUCCCCGCAUUAAAAAAAUCCCAUUCCAAAUAAUACUCGGCUCGGUUUGCGGGGUAAUUAGAGGGUACCGCAUCGGUACCCUGAGGAGGCGGGCCUCUUCGCACCGCGUUAUAACGUUACUCCGGAACGGCACCCGUCGCGACUGGGCUGCCUGCAUAAGCGCAGCGGGGCGCAGCACCCUUAUCGACAUUUUCGGCGAGCGGCGCACUCCGCAGGCGAGGCCCUCUCUGAUCCUUCACCGAUCUGCAGCAUCCGUGCAGGCCGCGUCUUCCUCCGCGAGCACCAAAAGGAUUUUCAUUUAGGAUAAAUAAACACGAGAUUAAAAACAAAAAAAAUAAAAUAAAAUGAAUAAAUAAAGAAUAGAAAACAAGCCAAAUUCAACAAGCCAGCUAGCGAUAAACCGAGUCUGUAAAUUAAACGGGUAGACAUAUAAUUGAAGUAAAAUGCAGUGUGAAACAGCGCGGGGUGAACCGUGAUGAAGUAUUUAUUUUACUUGUGCCAACUACUGGGGUGGAGAAUUCAUCGAGUUUGUUCCUACACCUGCAGUUAUUCUUCCUUCGAGAUGUACGCCAAUUAGUGAUCGCUGUCAUUUUUCACAUUUUUUUCUCAGUCUAUCUCUCUCUCUCUCUCUCUUUCUCUCUUUCUCUCUCUCUCUCUCUAUACGUAUACAUUUUCCUCUCGAGGGGUGCCGGGUAAUGUUGUGAUUGUCGCGAAGGGUGGAACCCCCAAGGGUGUUGUUCUGUUAUUGUGCAUCGCUCGGUCAGUGAUAUGGACCACGGCUGAUUGUACUUCCACAAAUGUCCACUUACGGAUAUCCAAAUGAUCAUGCCAGGUAGAAGCUGAUAAACCGGAAACCAGCAAUGAUGUGACAAUAAAAAAUAUAUCUUCUUCUACAUUUCGAUCCGGGGAUAUUCUUGGAUCCCUGGUAUUGUGCUUCCUGUAUAACUUAAAUACGCAAAGAGAAACACGAAGCUAGAGAAAAGGAAAUAACAGAAGAGAAAAAAAAACAAGAAAAUAACAUAGAAAGAGAGAAACCGAGAGUGGUGAUAAAACUGGUGCCAAAUUAAUAAGAAGAAACAGAGAACAAAACUGAUAACCGAAGGAACAACAGUAUGUAAAAAUAAAACUGCAAUAUACAGAGAAUUAUAAUCGUUGAUAAGAGGAAGUAAUAAACACAACCUGAGCAAAACGACCCGAUUCGGUGCAAGAAAGACGAAUAGAAAAGGGGGGUAAACGUAAAGGGUAAAGGAAGGUAUAAGGUGAUAAAAUGGGCAACAAGCUAUCGUGCAGUUGCGCGCCCUUAAUAAGGAAGGCUUACCGGUACGAGGACUCCCCGUGGCAGGCUGGAGCCAGGGGUGGAGUUGGCACCGGGGGAGGACGAAGGGCGGACACUGGUCACUUGCUCAGGUGCGGAAGCUUAAGAGAGAGGAAGAGGCUCUGGGCAGAGGUCUUCCACGUCAGCGCAAGCGGUGCCGGCACUGUCAAGUGGCAGCAGGUCUCCGAGGAUCUCGUUCCCGUUAACAUCACCUGUGUCCAGGACUCUCCCGAGUGCAUUUUUCAUAUCACUGCUUACAACAGCCAGGUCGACAAGAUCCUCGAUGUGCGGCUCGUUCAGCCAGGUACGAGGAUCGGCCAGGCGUCCGAAUGCUUCGUUUACUGGAAGGAUACCAUGACCAACGAUACUUGGGGUCUGAACUUCACCUCACCAAUAGAUGCCAAACAAUUCCGAGAGUGCUGCUCACCUUCUUUUAAAUUCUCGAGAAAAGCUUCAUCCUCGUAUUCGCUGAAACUAGAACCACCGAAUAAACAGAAGAUAAAAACCCGGAGAAAGCCACUCUCCACACCUGCGUCGCCAAGCCGGUCACGAGAACCACAAUGCACCUGCAUGACGCCCGAACAGUUCGCCAGACUCAGAACCCAAGAUCCGAGAUACAGAAACAUUUGCGGGGCGUCCACGUUGCCAAGAACCUUAGGGAGGUCAACAGAGAUGGAAAUGAUCCAAGGGCGAGGAGACAAAAUAGCGGCGGCGACGUCAAGUGCGUCGCUCUACGACAACGUGAACAACACGAAUAGCACACCAGGGAAAACGCCGAAGUCCGGGGACUCGAUCAAGCUGAAGGAAAAGCAGCAGCAUAACGAGACCUGUCAAACGACACCGAAGACAGCGAACGUUGCCACGGGAACGGCUAACGUUGGAUCUCAGAUCGGAAGCCCCGAGGAGAAGUGUUCCUUGGUAUCGCCGAAAAAGGCGGCCAAACAGAGCCAGGAGACGUCGACGCAGCCGAAUGAGACUGAGCGAGAAACUCUCAAGUCCGAGGGAACUCAGGCGGGUGGUACUCUUCAGAAUAAAUCGAUGCGCAAGGAGCAGCUCCACCAUACGAAGUCAGCCGACUAUACGGAGCUCGAGAUGCACAAUGGUAACAUGUUCAACAAUGUCAACAAUAACAACCAUGGCUCCCGACACUCCAAGAGCAAAAGCACCGACGACAUGCGGAUCGAAAAUGCUCACAACGGUGGCAUUAGUCUUGAUUCGAACACCCUGAAGAGAAUGCUCAAACCCAUGUCCAGCAUCGACAGCCCUGUAACCUCACCCGAGAUGACCAGGAAGAGGCACAACCAUCACAGUUAUCAUUAUCAUCCUAAUAACAACAACCAAAAGUACUCAAUGUCCGAAGCGGAGAAUGAAAACUACUCGAAUCCAUACAGGAGCUCUCACAAUAACAAGUUUCAAGGAUCUAGGAGUUCUCACGAUAUGUGCAGACAGUAUACCGGCGGCAGAGAGAGGAUGUACUUAGAUUUGGAACAUAAUCGGUGCGCAGGUGACAUAUCGCCGCCCUCGGACAAUGUCAUAUUUGACAACCAGUGCUACGCGACCACACCAAGUUCGUCAAAUGGCAAUUCUGACAUGGAACAGCAGCCGAACCACUGCAACUCGAGGCGGUGUAACGGAGGUCAAACAUAUCAGCAGCAGAACAUGACUUCCGUAUCAACGCCGGGGAGUCCGACCAGCCGAUUGCUCUUGGAGUACGAAAUGCACCUAAGGAACACUCUCGCCAAGGGCAUGGACGCCGAGAGCUACAGCCUCCACACCUUCGAGGCCCUUCUCACCCAGAGCAUGGAAAAUUUAGAAUUCGCUGAAAAUAUACCGCUGAACGUUCAACGCACACCGCACAUUUCCAGGAGACGAUCGAACUCGAACAAGUCUUCCACCCUCCCUCUGUCAUACCGAUACUGCAACGAGCGUCAGAACAGCAAAGACCGCGACGGAUAUUACAGUGACAGGAACGAAAUUAUAAGAGAAAAAAGAGAACGGGAUGCUGACAGGGACCGAGGCAAUCUCAGCGAUUAUAAUUCAAGAUGCUCUACCUGCAUCGAUGAGUCAGCACGGGCUCACUGGUUCCGUCAUUCGGAUGGUUGGCAAUCGGGCAGUUCAACUUUGGGUUCCGCAGCUUCGAAUUCGGGAAAUCCAUCGUACACAGGGCACAAAAGGUCGCCGUGGGAUUCAUUGCCAUCGCUGAGACAUGAGGGAAGCCUAAAUGAUAGCGGGUACAAAUCCAACAGGACUGAUUCCAUGGAACAGAGGGGGACUUUCGACAGACAGGACAGCGUGAGGUCGGACUACAUGUCGGACAGGGACGGAAGAUACGGAGGCAUCGUUCAACAGGCAUCCGUUGAGAGCACCGAUUCGAGACUGUGCUACCUCACGUCCUCCGAGAUGUCCGACGACGACCGGAUGUCACUGACGACAGCAGUGAGCGACGAUGACGAUGGUGAGAGUGUGAUAAAUUCACCAUACCGAGGCAAGCAGACGGGCACAGCUGCAGCGUCGUUUAAUUGCACCGGUGCUGUCCGAAAAGCGGGGUUUCUAAGCGUAAAAAAAUGGCUGCUGCGCAAAAAGCACCAGAUCGAGCUGGCCAGGAAACGCGGCUGGAAGGGAUACUGGGUUUGCCUCAAGGGUACGACUCUUCUUUUCUACCCCUGUGACUCCCAUGAAAGCAGGUCCGUCGAGGCGGCACCGAAGCAUCUGAUUAUCGUCGACGGUGCGAUAAUGCAACCGAUACCAGAACACCCGAAGAGGGAUUACAUCUUCUGCCUGAGCACGGCUUUCGGCGACGCUUAUCUAUUCCAGGCUCCGUGUCAAGUGGAGUUGGAAAACUGGGUGAACAGUAUUCACUCGGCAUGCGCAGCGGCAUUCGCGCGCCAUCGCGGAAAGACUGGAACACUUCAUCUUCUUCAGGAGGAAAUAUUCCGGCUGGAGAAGGCGAUCGAGUCGGAUCACAAGUUAAAACACAUGGCGGAUUUACAGCAAUCCGUGGUUUCCGACGCCGAGACGAAGCAGCAAAUAAACAACCAGAUCGUACAGUGGGAGGAGAACCUCGAGCGUCUUCAUUGCGAACAGUUUCGGUUGAGGUGCUACAUGGCGAGCUUGCAGAGCGGGGAGUUGCCAAAUCCAAAGAGUCUCCUGACGCAUGUAUCCCGAGCAACCAAGCAGACCCUCAACAAACUGGGAGUGUUCACCGUCUCUUCGUUUCACGCGUUCAUUUGCGCCCGGAGUCCAUCGCUCCUGAACAAUUUACUCGCUGGUCGCGGGGCGACAAAGAGAAGGCCACCAUUACUGUCCAGGUCUAAUAGUGGCUCGAGCAAACGAUCCCUGCAGAUAUCCUCCAGGGACGAGGAAAAGACCGUCAAGGUUUCGGUGCCGGAGAACCAGCUGGUCUCGGUUUUCCUGCGCGACGCCAUGUCGGUUGAAGAAUUUCUGGCCAGCGCUUGCAGCCGCAAGAGUUUGAACCCCAUGGAGCACUUUGUUAGAGUGAAGAAACGGCGCGACAUGGAAGAUCACAACUACUUCGUACCGCACAGAACUGACCUGAUAGAGACUUACCUCCACACGCACGAGAUCGUUGAAGUGUGCGCCAAGAUUUUAUACCAAGUCGAGCUGCAGCGGAACACCUUGGAUCAAAUGUGGGGCUUCUCCGUUGAGGCUGAGCUGAUCGAAAAUUCGGACAGGCAGGAUGAGCUCUGCUGUUACGUCAGCCGGGUCGAAGAUAAGAGUGUCGCUAUGCAGAACGGUAUAAUUAAAAGCGACGAGAUAAUGGUGAUAAAUGGGGCAAUCGUCAGUGACUUGGAUAUGAUGUACCUGGAGAGUGUUUUGCAAGAGGAAUUAGCCUUGUGCAUGAUGAUGAGGUCAUCGAGGACGGAACCUCCGGAUUUAUCGGGGAUCAUGCGAGUGACCGAUGACAUAAUCGAGAGUUUGGUCUGCCCGCCACCACCUUCGGAUCCACCAGUCAUCAGCGAGGAGAUGAUAACUGGCCUGAUUGUCCCCGCGCCGGGAUGGAGUAAAGAAGGUAUGCUACAGGAAUGCUCCUCUAUGUCUCACAUGGAGAACGGAAAACAGACGUCAAGAACGAAUUCAUUCGAGAUAGAAAAUCUGUUGAAAACAGCCGAGCAAGUCACCGGGUUUUGCCGAUCGCCUGGAGAGACCAGGAAGUCCAGUCCCACCGGAAGCGUAAUAAGCUCACAUUCUCAGGCACACACGCCUAGCAGGCAACUCAGCGAUGCUGAGAAACUAAAAAAAGUCAUAUUGGAAUUGAUAGAAACUGAACGGACUUAUGUAAAGAAUUUAAAUAAUUUGCUGGAAAACUAUCUAGAACCCCUGAAGCGUGAGACAUUUUUAUCGAAUGCAGAAAUAAACGCGCUGUUUGGAAACAUACAAGAAAUCGUCACGUUUCAACGGCAAUUUUUGCAAAAUUUGGAUCACGCCAUCGAAAUGGAAUCGGAUUUCAACAAUUUCGAUCACCCGAGUCAAUUCAAGGGGGUCCUGUUUUCCAUCGGAAGUGCCUUUUUGUAUUAUGUAAACCACUUCAAAUUGUACAGUUCAUUUUGCGCUAGUCAUUCAAAGGCUCAGAAGGUUUUACACCCCAACGAAGGCAAUCAAGCGCUGCAAGAAUUUCUUUCCGCGAGAAAUCCACGCCAACAACACUCGUCGACCCUUGAGUCUUACCUGAUCAAACCAAUCCAGAGAAUUCUCAAAUAUCCUCUCCUGCUUCAGCAGUUGAGAAACUUGACCGACGAGCACAGUGAGGAACACGAGCACUUGAUCGAGGCUCUCAAGGGAAUGGAAAAGGUAGCUGAACACAUUAACGAAAUGCAACGAAUUCACGAGGAGUACGGAGCAAUAUUCGAUCACCUAUUCAGACAGCAUCAAAAGUCUUGCAAACAACCAAUCGACCUGAGUCCAGGAGACCUCCUGUACUAUGGUGGCGUGGAGUGGCUCAACAUCUCGGACUUUUUGGGAAAAAUAAAAAAAGGCUUAGAGCUGCACGCGAUGUGCUUUGUGUUUAAAUCAGCGGUGGUCUUCCUGUGCAAGGAGAGACUGAGACAGAAGAAAAAGCUAAUGGGCGUAUCGACGAAGGCGAACUCCAGCGAGGUGGAAAUCAUUCGUUACCAAGUGCUCAUCCCUGUCACCGAGGUCCAGGUUCGAGCAAGCUCAGCAAAAGACAUGGAAUCACACUUCCUGUGGGAAUUGAUCCAUCUAAGAAGCCAACUUCAGCGACGCUCUGAGAAAGUUUACGUACUGUCGAACAGCACGACCGACUUCCGCAACGCGUUCCUGAAGACGAUACGUCAGAUAAUCCGUGAGUCGGUGAGAAACAUGAGCAUUCCGUCGACGAAGCAGAACAUGUCCCAACCGUCGAUAUCGAUAUCGCCUCGUAUGUCAACGGGCCACGUUGAGAAGUUCGAGAAGCCAGUGAGCCAGGGUCAGGUUCAAAAUGGGAAUGGCACCGUAUCGAAGAAGAGCGCCAAGCAACAGAUGCUGGCCAACCAGCACAACGUCAAGCGGAAGUACAGCCAGUCUAAGCACACCGUUGACCACGAAAGCUCGGAGGACAAGGAGUUUGAGGAACCGUCAGCGAACCCAACGACAUUCCGAUCGAGGAGCAAAACCAUCAGCGACAGCUCGGGAGUAGCGGGGACUGUCUUGAUUGCAGGUGAAGUUAAGGUGGACAUGGAUUCGGGAACAAAGUCAGAGGGGGAAGAGGACUCCCAGGCUUUCAUAGGGGAGAAGAAAACAACGCUAGGUCGAACCCCGAACCACUUGACUUUGAGCACAACGUCAACAAUUUCAGCGGGUAGCACCGGCAGUCAAGCAAGACUGAUUCAGUCCUCUCAUCAGCCCGAGAACUACCAGCCGAUUACCGUCAAGGAACUCGGUUCGCCGAUAUGGAAGCCGAGAGAGCUGCCGUCGAUGGGCGAAGCCACCACUUUGCCACGGAAGGGUAAGUCGGCUGGAGAGUUCGCGGAAAUCUCCUCCGCUCACAGCGCGUCCCGCAAAUCUUUAGUAGAAAUCAAUAAUUGUGCUCAACAAUCUAACUUUAAUAAUCACGUUUAAGUUAUAUACACAAUUAAAAUUACGUAUAUAUUAUAUUAUACAUUAUAAAUUAUAUAUUAUACAUACAUACAUGAUGCAUACGUAUAAUAAUAAUAAUAAUAAUAAUAAUAAUGAUGAUGAUGAUAAUUUUAAUAAUAACGAUGAUGAUGAUAACAACAACAACAACAACAACAAAAACAACAUCAAUAAUAACAAUAAUAUACAUGCCUGCGCAUACACCACGUACACAUACAUUAUAUAUACAUAUGUAUAUAUAUAUAUACAUGAAUGCAUAUAAAUAUAUAUAUGUACAUAUAUAUCGUUCAGUAAACUGUAGUAAAGAUAAGAUAUAUUAGGUAUUAGUAUCGAGAUCAUUAAAAUUAAUAAUAUUACCGUAUUCAAAUACUCGUAAUACACUGAUUAAUUUUUAGCCAAUGUUAUUAUUAUACCGUUGCUGACCGAGAGAAAAAGAACAAGAAUAGCAAAUAAAUUUAGAAAAUGAAAGAGAGAGGAAAAGAGAGAAAUAAUACAUGAAUGUUAAUAAAGAAGGGAAAAGAAAAAAAAAAAACAAACAAAUAAAGAACAGAGAAAAAGAAUAGGAAAGCUGCAGAUUGGUAAUUUGAGUGAUGAAAAUACUAAUAUAAUUUAUUUAUCGAGUUUUUUUAUACUGGUUCUUAAUUUUAAUCCAUGUGACUUUAUUCGGAAUAUUAAUUUCUUGCCGACAUAGAAAAACGAUGUAACGCAAUUUAUAAUCAGGAUACAAUAACUGCUAUUCUAUAGUAUGCACAUUUUUUUGCAGUUAGAUUCCAUCGAUUUCGAAAAUUUUGUUUGUUGUUUGUGAUAGUUGAUUUGACACAUCAUCUCCCGGAAAAAGUACACGGCGUCUUAUGAUAGAUAAUUAGGUAUGCAAACUUCGCUUUCGGAGGGUGCAACGAGUUACGGGUUUUUACAAUACAGGGUCCUAAUAUUUGGUAGGUAUGAUUAUAUACAAUUAUGUAUAGGCGAAUUUUUCCUCGCGAAGAAAUAUAGUUCUGUAUACUCGACGAAGAUUGGCCGCGAUUAAAGAAAAUGGCGUUUUUUCGCUCAGAGACGUUCGUAUAUUAGAAACAAAUUAUCCAUUCUUCAUAAAAUAGCGUAAUUUUUUUUUUUUAUUCCGUUUUACUCAAUGUUUCUUCUUUUCUCAUUUUACAAUUAUAUGUUCAAUGUGUAUAUACGUCAUGUAAAAUACACAAUAUUUAUCAUUCUUUUGUUCAGUUAAUUUCUUUCAAACGUUUGAUUAUUCGUCAUGUUUCAUAAUUAGAUAUUUUUCUCGGUCAGCAAUUUAUUUGGUAUAUACAUAUGUGCCGAUAGCAAAACGUAAUCUCAAUUCUGUGCAUACACAUGAUGUAACACACGAUCGUAUUUAUUACUACGAUAAAGGAAGAAGAGGGGCAAAAUGAAAAAAAAAAUUUACGAAAACCAAAAACCUAAUGAUGCAAAAAAAAAAAUGCGUAAAAAAAUGACAAUGGCAAGAAAAGAGGUAAUUGAAAUUGACGUGAAAGCUUAAUCGUAACGAUUAUGAUAUAAACGUAGCGAUUAAUAUUAGUUAAGAAUCGUAAGUGAAAUUCAAAUGAAAAAAAAGAAGAAAUUAAGUAAUCACUAGACUAUAUGAAUAUUACUGAAUAACCGCCGUUGUUUUUUUUUUUUUUUUUCUUAGCCCCAGUCUAAAUUACUUUAUUUUUCCGCCCGUUAUUUCUUUCGAUUUUUAAAUCAAUCCGUUUUCUCUUUCUUCGGUCUUUUCUACCGCGUAACCUGUAACAGUUGACGAAAAAUAAUUUCGAAAAUCUCGCGCUGAGAUGAACAUUUUCAACAUAGAUAUUUUAUUUUCGACAUUACUUAAUGUACGACCUCGAAAAUGUUUAAACUGAUCUGACGUAUGAGAAUUGGUGAAAGCGCGAGAAGAGAAUUUGACGGAAAAGGAGAUAAGCGAAAGAGAGAACGUGCUCUUCGUAUCAAAAGUAACUAAACAAUAAAAAAAAAAAAAACUAGUCGUAGAUGCAAGUUCAAACUUUAAGAACUGAAAAAGUUAGAAAAGAAAAACAACAAAGUACAUAGAAUCAAUGGGAAUCACACGAAGGAUAUAUUAUGUAUGUAUAAGCUAAGUAGUUUAAAUAUUGAAUCGACACAGGAACAAACGUGGUGUGUUCGAUUGAAUACGUUACACAAUUGAUAUGAGAUUAUUAUAUACGAUAACUUAAAUAUAGUAAUAUGUAAUAUGAUCGAUAUUGAAGGAUAUUAAUUAAUUCGUGUAAAUUAGAAAACAGAAAGUAUCCAAAUAUAUAAAUAUACACAGCCAUACAUAUAUAUACUUAUAUUUAUGGCAUAAAUAUUCAAAGGAUGAUUUACAAUUAGUAAAACCACACCAUCAGAUUGAAUAUAUAAAUAAGUAUGUGUAUAUAUAUGUAUGUAGAAAAAUACCAAAAUAUAUACUCUCAAAAAUUAAAACGAAAAUAAGAAAAAUGGAUUGAAAAUAUUAAUUGGUCUUCUUUGGACACGUACGACAAUGAGACUGGCAUUGAUAGUUGUUACGACAAUUGUAUGAAAGAGAUUUCCAUGCUCCCUUUUUGAAAACAAUGCGCGUUUUGUAAAUAUUAAAUCUUCAAUCGUUUUUCUCUGGCAAUGGUCAAUUUCAUUAAAUCCGAGCAUUCGUGCACUUCGACGUUUGGGAUUCAAAGUAACAAAAGAUGGCGUUUGGUGGCUACUGGGUCGUAUUUAAAUUAAAAAAAAAAAAAAAAAAAACCAAUUCUUUUGACGUAUGUUCUGCUCUG